This is a messenger RNA of Rattus rattus (black rat), 9913 nucleotides long. RefSeq names its product nuclear receptor binding SET domain protein 3 (gene Nsd3). Gene Ontology annotation, cellular component: nucleus; chromatin. Bases 382 to 4707 code for a protein of 1441 amino acids. The record is from RefSeq and is a predicted model, not a curated record. Gene Ontology annotation, biological process: regulation of DNA-templated transcription. NCBI's taxonomy places the organism in Eukaryota, Metazoa, Chordata, Mammalia, Rodentia, Muridae. The transcript is spliced from 24 exons. Gene Ontology annotation, molecular function: histone H3K36 methyltransferase activity.
GGAAGAGGGCAACCGGGUCCAGUGCCUGCCCGGGAGGACGGGGUGCCUUCUGAGCCGGACGCGAACUCUGCCCAGCACCCCCCAGUGCUUGCAAACUGGCAGCCACCCGUCUCUCACUGCCCCGGCUCAGGCUCUCGUCCUAACGUACUACCCCGUGUCUGGGACGCGGAGGCCAGGGCGCUCUGUUGACAGCUGUCAGGCUGUCAUCGACUCCCGAGCCUCGGCACUCCCCGGUCUGCGUCAUUGCGUACCGGUCAUUAGGUUCUUCCUAACAUCUAGGAAUUGUAGAGCAGGGCCACUCGAAUACCAUAUGGCGUCUAGUACGUGCUGCCGUUUAGCUCGAUGAGAGAAAGGGAAAGUUAAGGAUGCUGGAGCAGAACAAUGGAUUUCUCUUUCUCUUUCAUGCAAGGGAUCAUGGGAAACACAAUUCAGCAACCACCUCAACUCAUUGACUCGGCCAACAUCCGCCAGGAGGAUGCCUUUGAUAACAACAGUGACAUUGUUGAAGAUGGUGGCCCGACACCCUUCGAAGCUACUUUGCAACAAGGUUUUCAAUAUCCACCUGCAACAGAAGACCUUCCUCCACUCACAAAUGGCUACCCACCAUCCAUCAGCUUGUAUGAAACUCAAACCAAAUACCCGCCAUAUAACCAGUAUCCCAAUGGGUCAGCCAACGGUUUUGGUGCAGUUAGAAACUUUAGUCCUACUGACUAUUACCAUUCAGAAAUUCCAAACACAAGACCACAUGAAAUUCUGGAAAAACCGUCUCCCCCACAGCCGCCACCUCCUCCUCCUCCUCCUCCUCCUCCGGUACCACAAACUGUGAUUCCAAAGAAGACAGGCUCACCCGAGAUUAAACUAAAAAUAACCAAAACUAUCCAGAAUGGCAGGGAAUUGUUUGAGUCCUCCCUCUGUGGAGACCUUUUAAACGAAGUACAGGCCAGUGAGCACUUAAAGUCAAAGCAUGAAAGCAGAAAGGAAAAGAGAAAAAAAAGCAGCAGACACGAGUCAUCGAGAUCCGAAGAGCGCAAGUCACACAAGGUCCCCAAGUUAGAGCCAGAGGGGCAGAAUAGACCAAAUGAGAGGGUGGACACUGCACCAGAAAAGCCAAGAGAAGAGCCAGUGCUCAAAGAGGCCGUCCCGGUUCAGCCAAUACUGUCUUCUGUUCCAACAACAGAAACGUCCACUGGUGUUAAGUUCCAGGUUGGUGAUCUUGUUUGGUCCAAGGUGGGAACCUAUCCUUGGUGGCCUUGUAUGGUUUCAAGUGAUCCCCAGCUUGAGGUCCAUACCAAAAUUAAUACAAGAGGUGCCCGGGAGUAUCAUGUCCAGUUUUUUAGCAACCAGCCAGAGAGGGCAUGGGUUCAUGAGAAGCGGGUACGGGAGUAUAAAGGUCACGAACAGUAUGAAGAGUUACUAGCAGAGGCAGCCAAACAAGCCAGCAACCAUUCUGAAAAGCAAAAGAUUCGGAAACCCAGGCCUCAGAGAGAACGCGCCCAGUGGGAUAUUGGCAUUGCUCACGCAGAGAAAGCAUUGCAGAUGACGCGAGAGGAAAGGGUAGAACAGUACACGUUCAUCUAUAUCGAUAAGCAGCCAGAAGAGUCUCCAUCCCAAGCAAAGAAGAAUGUUACCUCUAAGGCGGAAGUCAAGAAACCCCGAAGACCAAGAUCUGUGGCGAACAGUCAGCCAGAACAGACCAGUGCUGGGGAGGUGGCUUCCCCACAGUCGAGUACUGACCCUCGCAGGCAGAGCCAGAGGCGGCACACCAGUGUGGAAGAGGACGGGCCACCUCCCGUUAAAAUAGCCUGGAGAACAGCCGCCGCCAGGAAGUCCUUACCAGCUUCCAUCACAAUGCACAAGGGGAGCCUAGAUCUGCACAAGUGUAAUAUGUCUCCAGUUGUGAAAAUUGAACAAGUGUUUGCUCUCCAGAAUGCAACAGGAGAUGGGAAGUUUAUUGAUCAGUUUGUUUAUUCAACGAAGGGAAUUGGUAACAAAACAGAAAUAAGUGUCAGGGGGCAAGACAGGCUUAUAAUCUCUUCACCAAGUCAGAGAAACGAGAAGUCGACUCCGAGCGCGUCACCUCCGGAGGCCACAUCUGGUUCUGCAGGCCCAGUAGAAAAGAAGCAGCAGAGAAGAUCAAUCAGGACUCGGUCUGAGUCAGAGAAAUCCACCGAGGUUGUGCCAAAGAAGAAGAUCAAAAAGGAGCAGGUUGAAACAUCUCCUCAGGCUUCCCUGAAGACCGGAUUACAGAAAGGUGCCAGCGAGAUUUCAGAUUCCUGUAAACCUCUAAAGAAAAGGAGUCGCGCCUCGACCGAUAUGGAAACGGCCAGUUGCACGUACAGAGACACAUCUGACUCCGAUUCCAGAGGACCGAGUGAUGGGCAGGUAGGCUUUGGAAAACAAGUAGAUAGCCCGUCAGCGGCUGCCGAUGCAGAUGCUUCUGACGCACAGUCGGUGGACUCGAGCCUGUCACGGAGAGGCGUCGGCCUGAGCAAGAAGGACACUGUGUGUCAGGUCUGUGAGAACACUGGAGACUCUCUCGUCGCUUGUGAGGGGGAAUGCUGCAGACACUUUCACCCGGAGUGCGUGGGGCUGGCUGCGGUCCCUGAGGGACGCUUCACCUGUGAGGAGUGUGAGACUGGGCAGCACCCAUGUUUUUCAUGUAAAGUGUCUGGUAAGGAUGUGAAACGUUGUUCCGUUAGUGUUUGUGGAAAGUUUUAUCAUGAAGCCUGUGUCCGCAAAUUCCCCACUGCCAUCUUUGAGUCAAAAGGAUUCCGCUGUCCCCAGCACUGUUGUUCUUCCUGCUCCAUGGAGAAGGACAUCCACAAAGCGAGCAAAGGCCGGAUGAUGAAGUGCUUGAGAUGCCCAAUCGCCUACCACUUUGGAGAUGCGUGUGUCGCUGCUGGAAGUGUAUCUGUGUCCUCCCACAUUCUCAUCUGUAGUAACCAUUCCAAGCGGAGUAGUCAUUCUGCUGCUAUAAACGUAGGCUUUUGUUUCGUUUGUGCCAGAGGGCUGAUAGUUCAGGACCAUUCAGACCCCAUGUUCAGUUCCUAUGCCUAUAAAUCCCACUACCUACUGAGUGAAUCAAACCGUGCUGAGUUGAUGAAAUUACCUAUGAUUCCUUCUUCGUCAGCUUCCAAAAAGAGAUAUGAGAAAGGUGGAAGAUUGCUCUGCUGUGAAUCGUGCCCUGCUUCCUUCCACCCAGAAUGCCUGAGCAUAGACAUGCCCGAAGGCUGCUGGAAUUGCAAUGACUGUAGAGCUGGCAAGAAGCUGCAUUACAAACAGAUUGUUUGGGUCAAAUUGGGAAAUUACAGAUGGUGGCCUGCAGAGACCUGCAGUCCCAGGUCUGUGCCGUUGAACAUCCAGGGCCUUAAGCAUGGCUUGGGGGACUUCCCUGUGUUCUUCUUUGGUUCUCAUGACUACUACUGGGUCCACCAAGGCAGAGUGUUCCCUUAUGUUGAAGGAGACAAAAAUUUUGCUGAGGGACAGACUAGCAUUAACAAGACCUUCAAAAAAGCACUGGAAGAAGCUGCAAAACGUUUCCAGGAGUUGAAAGCGCAGCGAGAGAGUAAGGAGGCUUUGGAGAUAGAGAAAACCUCAAGAAAACCCCCUCCCUACAAACACAUCAAGGCCAACAAAGUCAUAGGGAAGGUGCAGAUCCAGGUGGCUGACCUGUCGGAGAUCCCGCGCUGUAACUGCAAGCCUGGUGAUGAAAACCCAUGUGGCCUGGAGUCGGAGUGUCUAAACAGAAUGUCACAGUACGAGUGUCACCCGCAGGUGUGUCCUGCUGGGGACCGCUGUCAGAACCAGUGCUUUACAAAGAGGCUGUACCCCGAUGCAGAGAUCAUCAAAACUGAGCGGAGAGGAUGGGGCCUCAGAACCAAAAGAAGUAUUAAAAAGGGGGAAUUUGUAAACGAAUAUGUCGGUGAACUAAUCGACGAGGAAGAGUGCAGACUUCGAAUCAAGCGAGCCCACGAGAACAGUGUAACUAAUUUUUAUAUGUUAACUGUUACCAAGGACCGUAUAAUUGAUGCUGGACCAAAGGGAAAUUAUUCUCGUUUCAUGAACCACAGUUGUAAUCCAAACUGUGAGACACAGAAGUGGACCGUGAAUGGAGAUGUCCGAGUCGGGCUGUUCGCUCUUUGUGACAUCCCUGCAGGGAUGGAGUUAACAUUUAAUUACAACUUGGACUGUCUGGGCAAUGGCAGGACCGUAUGCCACUGCGGAGCGGACAACUGCAGUGGUUUCCUAGGAGUGCGGCCAAAGUCUGCAUGUACGUCAGCAGCUGACGAGAAGACAAAAAAUGCCAAGUUAAAGAAGAGGCGGAGAGGCAAAGCGGAGGCCAAGCAAAUCCAUGAGGAUUACUGUUUUCAGUGUGGGGAUGGUGGAGAGUUGGUCAUGUGUGACAAAAAAGACUGUCCCAAAGCGUACCACCUCCUAUGCCUUAACCUGACUCAGCCACCCUACGGAAAGUGGGAGUGCCCGUGGCAUCAGUGUGACGAGUGUGGCAGUGCAGCCGUUUCCUUCUGUGAAUUCUGUCCACACUCCUUCUGUAAGGCUCAUGAGAAGGGGGCUCUGGUACCCUCUGCACUAGAAGGUCGUCUCUGCUGCUCCAACCACGACCCUGCAUCUCCUGUGUCACCGGAACACUGGAGCAAGAUGAGGUGUAAAUGGGAAUCCCAAGAUGGUGGGGAAGAAGUAAAGGAGUGAGAGGUGACUUCCUUCCCUGCAGCUCGCAGUCCCAGAGGCAACAGAGCACGCACUGUGCUUGCCGCCAUCCACACCGCCUUCUAACCGAUGGGAGCUGGCUCACACAGGCUAAAGCACGGUGGUGUUUCCUGUUGUGUUGUUUGGGGGAUGAUUUGUGGACAGCAGAAUUCCCUUGGUCUUCUCUUGCCUAUUAUUGUGCUUCAGUGUCUUUGCAGUCAGCAAGAGGUGUCCUCGUUCUUGGAGUCGAGAGAAAGUUAAAAGAACGUUUUGUCGAUAAGAUCGGCGUAAAGCCUGAAAUGUAAAUCCUGGGUUGUGUAAAGCGAAAGCAGCCACUCCUGUAUUUAUUUCCUUUUUUUAGGAAUUCUGAGAAGUGUAGUUGAAACAAUCUAACCUCUGUGAGUGUGCGUGCGUGCGUGCGUGCGUGCGUGACUACCUUUAUAUACCUCUUCACUGAGCCGUAGAUUGGCUAACUUCUCUUUCCCUUUUCACAUGCCUUUUCUCGUCAGAGAAGGCUCUCAGCAAGUAUUCAGACUGGCCUCUUGGAAACAAACUGCUUGACAGCAUUUACCUCUGUGGUGGGCUUCACAGUGCGCCAACUCUACCUAGAAGCAUCCUGUAGGGAAAAGGAAUGAGUGCACUCACUCAUUGUGAAAUGUCACCCGUUCACAGACUUUUCUGAUACAUUUGAGGGACAUGGAUGCACAGGAAAAUGCUCCUUUCUGCUCCUUACCACUGGGAAGGGGCUAAGAAAGAUUAAGGCACAGACCAAAAGUUGGGUCACAUAUGCACCAUUUUCUGACCAGUUUAAUGUAGACUCCAGACUAACCUGGAACUUAAGGGCAUUUUAGUUUCUGUCUUUCCCUCUGCCGACCCCGUUCCCUUGCAGGCUGGGUCACUCAGUCCUGCUUUCUGGCAAAGCUAUGUAAUUGAAUCUGAAUUAUAUUUUAAUAGACUUUCUCAGUUGAUUUCCUAACUUAGGGAUGGUGCAAGUGGACAGAAACAUCCCCAAGUUAUAUGUGAACAAUUUCUACUUAGUAUUAUGCAAUACUUAAGAUUGUCCCCAUUGCCUAAGGGGAAGAAGUUGCUCUUUCACAGGGUAUGUAGGAGCCACAGAGGCGCUCCUGUUAGAAAGCACUUGAAAACGCCCCCCAGAAAGUCAGUGUUUGCAAACAUGGCUGUGACGUUUGAAUAGUACAGACCCAGCAUACCAAGGUGUCUGCCCACAGAAUUCACUUGCAUCUAGCACUUAGGAAUAUAUCUAUUCCAGUAUUACUUGUCUGAAAUCAUGGUGGACAUGGUGACAUUAGACUAAAUGGCAGUCUGGUGUUACCAUGAAACAUGAACUUUCUCAGUGAGUUCUAACUGCUUACUGGAGGUACCCAGUAGGACUUAUUCUCCUUAAGAACCGAGUACUUUACUAGUGUAGGAGAUGCUCUACGACACCCUGAGGUUGUGUUAGGUGUGUCUGAUCCUUUCUUAAUUUUAUACAAGUCAAUUCAGACCUCUUCUCUGAACAAAAGAAAGAGCAAUUUUUGUGCCUCUUUUUAAAAUAUAUAUAAAUGUGCAAUUUAUAGGCAACAAACACUACAGUUCCUCUCUCUAAGCUCCUAAACUGCCAUUUUCCUAGUUGUAGCAAUUCUAGUAGUUCUGCUGGUUGGACAGGCUCCGUGAGGAGGGAGGCGGGGUGGAACAGCAUCUAGUGAGUGCCGUCACCACGACUGGAGUGAGGCACUGCCCACACAAACACUAAAGCAAUUAUGAAGUUUGAUGUCCUUUAAAAAAAUAAUGUAAGAGUAUCUGGGUUUUAUCAUAUUAAAUUUUAUUUUAUACAGACAUGAUAACAUUUUUUAAACUCCUUAAUAAGGGACUUCUUUGAUACUCCAAAUGUAACCCUUAUGAGAACAAUAUCCGAUGUGAGAUUGUAUCUUCUUUCCUUUUUGACCUCAUGCUUUUUAGUAUCUGAUAACUUUUAUAGAGUAAGCCCCAGGGUGCAUCAUGUAUUUAUAAAUACCUUACCCCGACCUGUCUCUGUUCUGCUGCUCUGGGAUGGCUUACUUGUGUUUAUAUCCAUAGAAGGGUUUGCACUUCCCAAGUCUGUUCUUGCUAAACGGCUCAUAGGUUUGCUCCCAGAAGCACUCAUGCUCCAAACUUGCCUUUGCUGUGCCAGUGCAAGGGUUUCUUCCUGUGCCAUUGUGGCCUGGGUCUUAGAAUGGAGUGUUAAGAAAACAGAAAGUGUACAUACACUGUCCUUUCAUGUCCUAUGUCAGUGACAUUCCAAAAGGCACUGUGCUUACAGAGUCUGAAGCUGGUAGUUGUUAGCUUUGAAAUAUGAUUUUGGUAUACAGUAUUUGUGGUCGAUUUUAUUCAGCCCAGAAAUCAAGGACUUAAAGCAACAUGGGAUAAUAGUGGUAUUUCCUAACCUCAGGAGGAAGAUGAGAUUCUGAUUAUCAGUGUAAAGCUUUAGAAGGUUGGCCAGAAAGAGCUAGAAAUGAUAGUGCCAGGUCAGCAUAGGCUGUGCCUUGGAGGCCUCACUCAGCUGCCAGUGUAGCUGUCUGUGCCUGGCUGCUUAGGACAGGGCCAAAGCUCUUCACUACCCGUGUGCCGCAGCCACCGCUGACUUGAGUCAAGCCAUCUUGAGUAAGGCUUGGAGAGCAGAGGGGAGUAGGGUUAUCUUCACUUGCUCUGCGAGCCCUACUCUAUUUUUAAUUCUCAAAAAUGACCUUUCCUAAGCUGUAGAAUAGACUGAGUUUUCUGUGUGUUAUAUAAUUAACAUUAUAUAUGUACAUAUAUAAUGUUUUAUUUAUAUAUAUAUGAGAUACACACACACACACACACACACACACACACACACACACACACACACACAAAGUAGGAAGUAUUUGAAACUAAAGACCUAAGAAGGGCCCUGCAGCCCGCUGCUUUCUGUCAGUGUCUCUCGAGCAGUGUUUGCAGAAGUGUGUGUAGGUGAUGUGGAUCUGAGAUUCUGAGGCGCUCUCCGUCUGCUUAUCUGAAGUACUCGGGGACUGGUAGGCAGCUUCUCUGCAGUAGUUCCUGUUCUGAGCACGUUCUUACAGGAUGUGUUCUGUCAGGGUCAAAGCCAGACUAGUUUGAAAUCCUAACAUUCUCUGUUCAGAACAUAGUGCCUGGCUCUCCAGGAGCCGCUGUCAAGACAACACUCAUCUUGCCUUCGUCCCCACAGAGUUAAGAUGCUGCCAGCCAGGUACCACGUCCUGAUGGGAGAGGAAAACAAGUUGCCUUUGUCUCUGAGCUCUAACAACUUGCAGUGUCUCUGUUCCUCAGGAGAUGACAAGGCUUUGCUUUAUUUCUAGACUUGAGUUGCUUUUCACUGCAUCCGACCACCCCAUACUCUGCCAAGUUGCUAAGGGCAGCACCGGAAGUGAUGGGUGGCGAGGUCCUUCAAAGGAGCGCCCACACUUGGUCUCUGCUUAUAUUCAUAACAGAACGGUUACAAAAAAGGGUUGGUCCAUUUUCAGAUGGACCAACAGGACGAAUGUAGACCGCUCUGCAGUGGGUUAGCAAAUACAGAAAGCUGGGCAUUUGUAUGAACUGAAAUAUCACAGUUUUGACCUCGGGGAGGUACUGGAAAUCUUGGGAGAAAGGGAGGGAAAGGCACACUAUAGUUCCUGUGACACUGAGACCCCUGCCCCAUUGAUUUCAGGUUCCUCAAGUACUUGGGACUUCAGAUUCUCAUUUUACAUUUUAUAUUUUUAAAAUUAUGAAGUAGAAAGCAUCAUUCUGUAUCCUGUCAAAAAUGAAGUCUCCCGACGGGAGCAUAGACCUCUGAGGAAGGGGCUCCUGCAUGAGCUGUGAGCAGCAGUUUUAGAAGUGAUUUCCCUAGUUUUUGUUUUGCUUUUUUCCCCUAUUGUUUGCCUCAUCCCCGAGUACCUCUUCUUUCUGUUUAACAUGUGCCUGUGUGGGGAGGAGGGGAGCAUUUAUGUUAUUUCCCUGAAAUGCUUUGUAUAACCUGUUUCAAAACCCAUUUCUGCUGGGCAUGGUUGCACAGGCCUUUAACCCUAGCACUGCAGAAGCAGAGGCAGCCAUACUCUGUGAGUUCAAGGCCUACGUAAUGAGUUCCCAAUCAGCCAGGGCUAUGGAGAGAGACCUUGUCUCAAAGGAAGAAAAAGAAAAAAAUUGUUUGGCUUUUGUCAAUCCAUUGCACAAGUGGCAGAUGUGAGCACUUGUAUCUGUGUGGGGGAAGGGGAAAAAGGAUCACUUGUCCUUCAGUAGGCUCCCAAAGUCAUUAACGUGUACGUUAAAGGGUAAAUAGAAGUUGCCAAAGUCAGUAUUCGGUCCUUGGUUUUCUUGUGACUUCACUGCGUCUGCUAAGAACUGAGAAGCCUUCCUUACCUGCUGACUGGUCCUGCUGGUGUGCAGUGGCUUUUACCUGUCUGCCAGUUUGCUCAAUGGGGUCUUCUCUGUCAGCUGAAAGCAGUGAGGGAAAUUACACUUUUGUUGUUGGUUAACAUCUCAUAUUUUGUACCCUAUGGUAACUGUGUUGCUGCCAAUAACCAAGAUGCUAAAUGAUUACUGCUGGCUAAAAGACCUUUUUAUAUACAAAACGUGUGUAUUUUCAACUGAUAUGGCAAGUUCAUGUGUGUCCAUUUGAAUAUUACACAAUAAACACAUACUGUGGAUUCCAUCUUCACUUUGUGUUCUUUGAAUAACGUCCUUGAGAUUGUUUACAUCUGUGUUUACCUGUAAUGAACUCUGUGGACCUGUGAAAUAUCCAAGUGUCAACAUCCACUAGUCAGUCUCUUUAGCUUCUGUGACUUGGAGCUCCUAACACUAAGGGAUUAGUGUUCGUUUUCCCCAGGGGUAUUUGACUAGGGCAUUACUGUUUAAUGACUUCAAGACAUAUUUUAAGGACUUUGUUUAUUGACCAAUGUCUUAUUGCAAAGUAUGAGCCUACCAGUCGUGGUUACCCUGUACAGAGAUAGCUGUUAACUAGUCGAAGUGUAUGUGAGAUCGCUUGUAACAUUUAAGCUGCUUUCUGAUGUGUGCUGGUGGGACAGUUUUUGUACACUGUAUUUACUGGAACUUUGCCUUUUUAAUCUUACAGAUACUUUAGAAUUCAAAUAUGUUUUCUGCUUCUGUAAGAAUGUGGGAAAGCUUUUAAUAAUGGCAUUCCAAAUUGAUUUCAGGUCUUGCUUGAGGUUGACUUUAAUAAAUUGUCCUGUAUGGUCUA